Molecule: messenger RNA, 759 nt
Organism: Mucor mucedo
Lineage: Eukaryota; Fungi; Mucoromycota; Mucoromycetes; Mucorales; Mucoraceae
Product: HAD-like domain-containing protein
Exons: 3
Coding region: 39-728 (229 amino acids)
Molecular function (GO): phosphatase activity
Source: RefSeq, a predicted model, not a curated record
AUCUCACGCUUUUUCUUAUUGUUAAAACUUGAUAUACAAUGACUAAAAUCACGCACUGCAUUUUUGACAUGGACGGUCUCCUUUUAGACACGGAACGUGUCUAUACCGAAGUGACUCAGCAAAUCUUGGACAAGCAUGCCAACGGUGUCAAAUUUACCUGGGAUGUCAAGAGUAAAUUAAUGGGAAGAACUGGCGAUGAGUCUGCCACUAUGGUUGUAGAAACCUACAAGUUACCCAUGACAGUGCCAGAGUACUUGGAAAUCAUGUCGACUAUUCAAGAAGAUCUUUUCCCUCAUGUCAUGAUUCUUCCAGGUGUUGAAAAAUUCGUGCGUCAUUUGAAAGCUCAUGGCAUUCCCAUGGCCGUGGCCACUUCUUCCACGCGCAAUAAGUUUGACCUGAAGACGUCAUUGAACAAAGAGUUUUUCGAGCUUUUCGAUGUGAUUAUUUGUGGAGAUGAUGCCGAGAUUAAACGCGGCAAGCCUGCACCUGAUCUUUUCUUGGCAGCUCAAAAGCAUCUUGGCAACCCACCCUCCGAAAACUGUUUGGUGUUUGAAGAUGCGGUGAAUGGUGUGGAAGCCGGUUUAAAUGCAAAUAUGCAUGUGGUUUGGAUUCCCGAUGAAAAUAUCAAAUGUUUGACAGGUGAUGAGAAUCAUGGUGCUACUGUUGUUUUGAAAUCGAUGGAGGAUUUGGUACCUGAAGAUUUUGGACUUCCUCCUUAUGAUAAAUAAUAAUAAAAAGAACUAUUUUUAUUGUUAUUAC